Molecule: messenger RNA, 5381 nt
Organism: Mesoplodon densirostris (Blainville's beaked whale)
Lineage: Eukaryota; Metazoa; Chordata; Mammalia; Artiodactyla; Ziphiidae
Gene: CLSPN
Product: claspin
Exons: 25
Coding region: 105-4118 (1337 amino acids)
Biological process (GO): mitotic G2 DNA damage checkpoint signaling; activation of protein kinase activity; mitotic DNA replication checkpoint signaling
Molecular function (GO): anaphase-promoting complex binding
Source: RefSeq, a predicted model, not a curated record
UCGAACGCCGCUGCCUGGCAGGAGACUGCGGGAGCAGCUGUGUCCCGGGUGGGGGAAGCGGAGACCUGCUUCUUCCCGAGCAGCGUGUUGCGGAGGCCGGAGUCAUGACGGGAGAAGUGGUUUCCGAGGUUCACCUAGAAAUCAAUGAUUCAAAACUCAUUUCACAAGAAGAAGCAGAUAGUCCUUCAGACAGUGGACAGGGCAGCUGUGAAACAGUUGGGCUCUUGAGUGAACAAGAUUCAGAUGAAGAGAUAUUUGUGAGUAAGAAAUUGAAAAGCAGGAAGGUGCUACAAGAGAGUGAUUCUGAACAAGAGGGCACAAAUGCCUCUCCAGAGAAAACUACCUAUGACGAUAUAGAGGAGGAAGAUAAGGAGAACUUACAUGCUGGAAAAAAUGGAAAAGCCAGAAGGAUUUACAGAACUCUGAUGAACAGUGAUGAGAGUGACAUCGAGGAGUCUUUGUGUCAGGAAAAUCUUGAAACCCAAGUGACACCUUGCUUAGAGCUGAGUCUCCAACCUGAAAACUCUGUGGAUUUUACAGUUGACAGAAAGAUUUCCAAAAAACCCAUACAUGCUAAAGAAGGAAUUGGAGGAAAAGCAAAAGUAAAAUCAAAGCGAAGACUCGAGAAAGAGGAGAGAAAGAUGGAGAAAAUUAAGCAGCUGAAAAAGAAGGAAACAAAAAAUGAGGAAGAUGAUGUGAAACAGCUAUUUAAUGACAGUGGCUGUCUACUUGUGGAUAAAGACCUUUUUGAAACUGGGUUGGAGGAGGAAAAUAACUCUCCAUUAGAAGAUGAAGAGUCAUUAGAAUCAAUAAGGGCAGCUGUGAAAAACAAAGUAAAAAAGCACAAGAAAAAGGAACCAUCUUUGGAGAGUGAGGUCUAUUCACUUGAAGAAGAAACUGAGUUAUCAAAAGGCACCACGAGGAAGGAAAGAAAAGCAGCCAAGUUAAGUAAGGAAGCAUUAAAAAAAUUGCAUAGUGAGACUCAGCGCCUUAUUCGAGAGUCUGCACUUAAUCUUCCAUAUCAUAUGCCUGAGAAUAAAACUGUUCAUGAAUUCUUCAAACGUAAACCCCGGCCCACUUGCCAGGGAAAUGCCAUGGCACUACUGAAGUCAUCUAAGUAUCAGGCAAGCCAUCACAAAGAAAUCACAGACACUGAAAAUACAACUGAGAUAAAUAGUGACCACCAUAGCAAAGAUUCUGAGCAGACAACAGGUGCAGGAUAUGAAAUGGAAAUUAAUGCACUCCCUGCACUUUCAAAGGAACCCCAGAUCACUGCUGGAUCAGAUGAGUCUUGCAAUAAGGAUUUGACAGGAAGUGAAGAGCUAGAAAUUCCCGAGAAACAGGAGCAGAGUGAUGCUAGACCUUCACCUGGGGACAUCUCGGUGGCACAACAGGAAUGCAGCUUCCUUGGGAAUAAGGACAGUGAGGAGUAUCAGGCUGGAGGGCUUGUGGCACCUGAACCUUGUGCCCUGGAGGAAGAAGAAGGCCUGAAAAAAACAGAAGAAGCAGAUGAGAAGGUGGAAGAGCCCCACCAGCAAACUAAAUCAGCAGCAGUGGUGCCACCUGAAAAAGUGAGGAGGUUCACUGUGGAUAGACUGAAGCAACUGGGGGUAGAUGUUUUCAUUCAGCCUCGGCUGGGUGCUGACAAAGAUUCUUUUGUGAUACUUGAAGAACCUGAAACCAACAGAGAACUGGAAGCCUUGAAGCAGCGUUUCUGGAAGCAUGCUAAUCCAGCAGCCAAACCCAGGGGUGGUCAGAAGGUGAAUGUGAACAUCAUAGUGAAAGAUGUGGGCACUGAUGGAAAGGAAGAGCUCAAGGUAGAUACGGUACCUGUGACUUUGGCAGCUGAGAAGCUAGAUGGAGCUAGCCACACAAAACCAGGGGAAAAGCUUCAGGUGCUGAAAGCUAAGCUGCAAGAGGCAAUGAAACUCCGAAGGUCUGAGGAGCGCCAAAAGCGCCAAGCAUUACUUAAGUUAGAUAAUGAAGAUGGAUUUGAAGAAGAGGAGGAGGAGGAGGAAGAAAUGAUGGAUCAGUCCGAGGGAGACGGAGAAGAGGAGGGAGAGGAAGCUUUGGAGGAAGAAGAGGCAAAAGAGGAGGAAGAGGAGGAAGAAGGCAAUCAGGAGAUUGCAGAAUUCCUUCUCGGUAGUGAAGAAAUAGAAACCAAAGAUGAGAAAGAAAUGGAUAAAGAAAACAAUGAUGGCAAUGGUGAAAUUGGCAAGGCAGUUGGCCUUCUCUCUGUCCCCAAGCCUCUCUUGUCAGAUUCUACCUUCCUUCUAUUUAAGGACAACUCUUCCAAGAUGGGUUACUCUGCUAGUGAAGAAAAAUCAGAAAUAGAUGAAAACUCAGGCAAAAGACCUAGCAAACUAGAUGAAGAUGAUUCAUGCUCAUUACUGACAAAGGAGAGCAGCCACAAUAGCAGCUUUGAGCUGAUAGGCUCCACAAUUCCAUCCUAUCAGCCUUGCAACAGACAAAUAGGCCGUGGGACCAGUCUUUUCCCUACGGCAGGAGGAUUCAGAUCUCCUUCCCCUGGACUAUUUCGAGCCAGUUUGGUCAGCUCAGCUUCUAAGAGUUCAGGAAAGCUGUCUGAGCCUUCACUUCCCAUAGAGGAUUCCCAGGAUCUGUAUAACGCCUCCCCAGAGCCUAAGACACUUUUCCUAGGAGCAGGAGACUUCCAGUUCUGUUUAGAAGAUGACACUCAGAGCCAACUGUUGGAUGCAGAUGGGUUCUUAAAUGUUAGAAACCAUAGGAAUCAGUACCAAGCUUUGAAGCCUCGAUUGCCAUUGGCCAGUAUGGAUGAGAACGCCAUGGACGCUAACAUGGAUGAGCUGUUGGAUUUGUGUACGGGAAAGUUCACAUCUCAGGCUGAAAAACCUCUGUCCAGGAAGAGUGACAAGAAAGAGAACAUGGAGGAACUUCUGGAUCUUUGUUCAGGAAAAUUUACUUCUCAGGAUGUCUCUACUCUGGCUCCAUCAGAGUUAAAUAAGCAGGAGAAGGAGAGCAGUCUGGGUGAUCCAAUGGAAGAAGCACUUGCUCUUUGCUCAGGCUCUUUCCCAACAGACAGGGAAGAAGAAGGUGAAGAGGAGGAAUUUGGAGACUUUCAGCUUGUCCCAAAUGAUAAUGAGUUUGAUAGUGAUGAGGAUGAGCACAGUGACUCUGACAGUGAAGACCCGGCACUAGAAGACCAUGAAGAUAAUGAUGAGGAAGACCUCCUGCAGCAAUCCGAGAAGUUGAAAAGGCAAAUGAGAUUGAAGAAAUACCUGGAGGAUGAGGCAGAGGUGUCAGGGAGUGACGUGGGAAGUGAAGAUGAGUAUGAUGGGGAAGAGCUUGAUGAAUAUGAAGAGGAUGUAAUUGAUGAAUUACUUCCUUCUGAUGAGGAACUACAGAGUCAAAUCAAGAAAAUACACAUGAAAACAAUGUUGGAUGAUGAUAAGCGACAGUUACGUUUGUACCAAGAAAGAUACCUUGCUGAUGGGGACCUGCACAGUGAUGGUCCUGGACGAAUGAGGAAAUUCCGAUGGAAAAACAUAGAUGAUGCUUCUCAGAUGGACUUGUUCCACAGAGACUCUGAUGAUGAUCAGACUGAAGAACAGCUUGAUGAGACGGAAGCCAGAUGGAGGAAGGAGCGAAUUGAACGAGAGCAGUGGCUUCGGGACCAGGCACAGCAGGGGAAAAUUGCAGCUGAAGAAGAAGAGGAGAUUGGGGAAGAUAGUCAGUUUAUGAUGCUGGCCAAGAAAGUUACAGCCAAAGCUCUGCAGAAGAAUGUCAGUCGCACUGUGGUUAUUCAAGAAUCAGAGUCUUUAUUCAGAAAUCCUUUUGAAGCCACCAAACCGGGAAGUGACAACCAGCUGAAGAUGGGCUCACUGCUAAACCAGCCCAAAGCUGUGCUUCAGAAACUGGCUGCCCUGUCUGACCUCAACCCUAGUGCUCCCCGAAAUUCAAGAAACUUUGUCUUCCACACACUUUCUCCUGUCAAGGCUGAGGCAGCAAAGGAAUCAUCUAAGCCUCGGGUGAGGAGGAGGGGUCCGUCUUUAAUGACAUCCCCUUCACCUAAGCGCCUCAAAACAGAUGAUAGCACUUCAGGAUCAAAGCAAAGCAUCUUCAGAUACUUGGAAAGCUAACACCACAAGGGCACCAGCACCUGUGUUGAGACUUCGUUGAGAAGUUUCUGGCAUUGAAGGUUGGAAUCGAUGCUCAUGUGGAUGAUCCCCCCUUCCUUCAUAAUCAGUGCAUUAAGAUUGAGGACAGAGAUUCCAGUUCUUUCCACUGCAUGGCUCUGGACAUCUCUUUCCUAGUAUUACUUCCUGGGUUGGCCACUAACUUAAUUCUUCAGUGUUUACAACAUCAACUUAUGGGAUACCUGGGUGUCCUCCAUUAAAUACUUGACAUUUUACCCUAGCAGCUUCCUGGGUUGAUAACUUUUGGUGAAAGGGGUGACUGGAGAAAGAAAAAGUGUGGCAUGACAGAAAAUUACAGACAGCAGUGAACGUCAAAACUGGGAUGACUCCUUCACACCCCUAUGAUCUGCACCAUGGUGACCAGGACUCAGUGAAAGAGAGACUUCUUAGAGGACCUAGGAAUCGACAGAUGGGCUGUUUUAUUACCUUUGCCCCUUCCCUUUUCUUUUAUGCCUCUUCCCAAUGCAGUCUCAAAUUUCCAAUUAACCUGUGCUUCCUUUAUGAGAAGGACUCAAACUGGUACCCAAGUCAGAAAGAGCAACUUCUCUGGAGUAUGAGGAUGAAGAUAAAAGGUUACAUCCAGUGUCCGUCGACAUUAGGUAUUCCAUGAGGCAGAGAGCUCUCUCUUAGGACUAAAUUUUCGAUUUGAAGCACUGUUGCUCAAGGACCUUCCUUCUCAUUCUGACUGGAAGAGUUAUAUAUAAUCAUUAUUUAUUGCAUUAAACUGGGUUGAGUACAUUGCCCUGAGCAGAGGACAAUUUAAUACUUCAUUACUUAUUCUGAGAAAAGAUCGUCAUGGAGUCUCAUCAAAAUAUUGUUAGGAUUGCCACCACUCCCGAUUUUCCCUGAACUACCAUGAGGCUGUCAGAGUUUUAGACAGAUUUUUUUUUUUUUUUCCUCUCAGCACCAAGUGUCACUGCUGCUUUGGAAAAACAUUUCAUGUAAAUACUGCGGUUUCACUGUCAGGAGCUAGACUUGGGAAGCUGGAUGAACUGUGCCAGUUUUUCACUGGCAGAUAAGGAAUACCAAUUUAACUGGUGGAAUUAGGAUAUAGGUUUUCUACAGUUGUUUGUAAUAUGCAAGAUGCUGACUUUGAUGGAGUUUACAUUUGUAUAUUUGUAAUCUUGUAAUGGUGAAAAUGUAUAUAAAGAUGUUUUAACAUGUAUGUAGUUUUUCAAUAAAUCCCAGUGCCUUGAAGGCAGGAUU